Messenger RNA from Leucoraja erinaceus (little skate), 1116 nucleotides. RefSeq names its product protein FAM200C-like. The transcript has a single exon. The record is from RefSeq and is a predicted model, not a curated record. NCBI's taxonomy places the organism in Eukaryota, Metazoa, Chordata, Chondrichthyes, Rajiformes, Rajidae. Bases 501 to 902 code for a protein of 133 amino acids.
CACUGUUCAAAAAUCCGGGGUCAAGCCGCAGUGUGUUAUCUGUGCCAAGGUUUUGAGCCAUGAGAGCAUGAAGCCCAGCAAACUGAAGAUCCAUUUGAAGUCUUGUCACAGCGACCUGGCGGGGAAGGGCAUGGACUAUUUCAAACGAAAAGAAGCCUCUCAAGGGUUCCCGCAUCGAUUUGACAGGUCACUGCGCUCGUCAAAAUGAAGCAGCGCUGGAGGCUUCAUACCGGAUUGCUUAUCGAAUCGCACAGACUAAGAAACCUCACACCAUCGGUGAAGAGCUUAUCAAGCCAUGUCUUCUCAAAGCAGCGAAGUUGGUGCUGGGGGAACAGCAGUCAAACAAGUUCAGGCAGAUUUCACUUUCGAAUGACAGUCAAAAGUUGAAUCUCGGAUAUCAGUAAUGAUAUUCUGCUGCAAGUAAUGAGCGCUGUGAAGAGCAGUCCAGAAUAUUGACUGCAACUGGACGAGUCAACAGAUGUUGCCUCAACAGAGAAGCCAUGAAGGAGGAGUACCUGUUCUCAGAGCCAUUGGCUACUACCACUCGGGGAAAAGAUGUGUUCAGAAUGCUGGAAGCCUUCCUCAUCAAACAUGAGCUUGGCUGGGAACGCCUUGUUGGGGUGUGUACAGAUGGGGCACCUUCCAUGGUCGGAUACAGAUCCGACUUCAAAGCCUUCGUGAAGGAUGUCGACCCCCAUAUCUCCUUCACCCACUGCAUGAUACAUCGCCAUGCUUUAGCGAUGAAGAAUCUCCCUCCUGGUCUUCGAGAAGUGCUUUCAGAUGUGGUGAAGAUAGUGAACCACAUCCGAGGGAGCGCAACAAACUCAAGAAUCUUCAAAGCGAAGUGUGAAGAAAUGGACGCCGAUUUCACUGUCCUGAUAUUCCACUCAGAGGUGCGCUGACUUUCGUGUGGUAAAGUUCUCAAUCGAAUGAUUCAACUACGAGAGGAAAUAUCGCUGUUCUUGGAGAGAGGGUGUACCGAGAUGGAGAAUCAGCUGCAUGAACAGAUGCAGGAUGAACUGUUGGUGAUGAAGGUUGCUUACUUGGCUGACUUCUUCGCCAAGGUGAAUUCCUUGAACCUGUCACUUCAAGGAAACCUCCCAAUGCUACACACGG